AUGGAUCAGUGUGAGGACAGAGAGGAGGGAGUCCCUCCCUCUAAAACCACUCUGUGUGGGGAACAUGAGAGCCAGAGGAACCAAUCUGGAGCUGAACCCAGCUGUGUGUCCUUAAAGAGUGACGGGUCAAAGAGUAUUGGUGGCAAUUUUAAAGAACAACCCUUUGCUGCAGAGAGGAACCAACCUGGACCUGAACCCAGCUGUGUGUCCUUAAAGAGUGACUGGUCAAAGAGUAUUGGUGCUAAUUUUAAAGGACAAAACUCUGCUGUGGAAAGAGAGAACAAGAAUACCUCAGAGGUUCCCAGUGAUCAGCCUCCCCAGCAGCAUCAAGCACACCUGGACUCCAUAUUUAUGCUCCUGGAGGAGAAAAUCAUCACUUUUGUGAAGAAUGAGUUAAAGAAGAUCCAGACAGUUCUGUAUCCAGAUUAUUCAGAAUGCUUAAACUGCCAGACGGAGGAUAAGGAGAUUUUGGAGUGUGAGGAUGAAGAGCAAAGGCGUACCAACAGAGAGGCAUUUAUAAAGAUCACACUGCAGUUUCUGAGAGGAAUGAAGCAGUAUGAGCUGGCUGACCGUCUGCUGAGCAGCAGAUUUGCUCCAGUUUGUCAACAUAAUCUUAAAUCUCAACUGAAGAAGAAGUUCCAGUGUCUGUUUGAGGGGAUCGCUAAAGCAGGAAAUCCAACCAUUCUGAAUCAGAUCUACACAGAGCUGUACAUCACAGAAGGGACUGCAGAAGUCAAUGAUGAGCAUGAGGUCAGACAGAUUGAAACAACAUCCAGGAGACGAAAACCAGAUGGACCAGAAACAACAAUCAGACAAGAAGACAUCUUUAAAGCCUCACCUGGAAGAGAUGAACCAAUCAGAACAGUGCUGACAAAGGGAGUGGCUGGCAUUGGGAAAACAGUCCUAACACAGAAGUUCACUCUAGAUUGGGCUGAAAGCAAAACUAACCAGGACAUCAAGUUCAUAUUUCCAUUCACUUUCAGAGAGCUGAAUGUGCUGAAAGAGAAAAACUUUAGCCUGCUGGAACUUGUUCAUCACUUCUUUACCAAAACUAAAGAAGUAGGAAUCUGCAGCUUUGAAGACUUCCAGGUUGUCUUAAUUUUUGAUGGCCUCGAUGAGUGUCGACUUCCUCUGGACUUCCACAAAACUAAAAUCCUGACAGACCCCACUAAGUCCACCUCAGUAGAUGUGCUGCUAACUAACCUCAUCAGAGGGAACCUGCUUCCCUCUGCUCACCUCUGGAUAACCACACGACCUGCAGCAGCCAAUCAAAUCCCACCUGGGUAUAUUGACAUGGUAACAGAGGUGAGGGGGUUCACUGACCCACAGAAGGAGGAGUACUUCAGGAAGAGAUUCAGAGAUGAGGAGCAAGCCAGCAGGAUCAUCUCCCACAUCAAGACAUCACAAAGCCUUCACAUCAUGUGUCACAUCCCAGUCUUCUGCUGGAUCGCUGCUACAGUUCUGGAGGAUGUGGGGAAGAAGAGAAAAGAGGAAACAAGGACAGCACUACCUACAACCCUGACUGAGAUGUACAUCCACUUCUUGGUGGUUCAAGCAAAAGUGAAGAAGGUCAAGUAUGAUGGAGGAAUGGAGACAGAUCCACCCUGGAGUCCAGAGAGCAAACAGAUGGUUGAGUCUCUGGGAAAACUGGCUUUUGAGCAGCUGCAAGGAGACAACCUGAUCUUCUAUGAAUCAGACCUGACAGACUGUGGCAUCGAUAUCAGCGCCGCCUCAGUGUACUCAGGAGUGUUCACACAGAUCUUUAAAGAGGAGAGAGGACUGUACAAGGACAAGGUGUUCUGCUUCAUCCAUCUGAGUGUUCAGGAGUUUCUGGCUGCUCUUCAUGUCCAUCUGACUUUCAUCAACUCUGGAGUGAAUUUACUGGAAAAGCAACAGGAAACCACCCAGAAUUUGCAAGAAGAAGAAUCUGCAGACACUUGCUUUUACAAGGGUGCUGUGAAUAAGGCUUUACAGAGUUCAAACGGACAACUGGACUUGUUCCUCCGCUUCCUCCUGGGUCUUUCACUUCAGACCAAUCAAAGUCUUUUACAUGGGCUGCUAGAACAGACAGGAUGUAGCUCACAGACCAAUCUGGAAACAGUUCAACACAUAAAGGAGAGGCUCAGUGGAAAUCUAUCUGCAGAGAAAAGCAUCAACCUGUUUCACUGUCUUAAUGAACUAAAUGAACAUUCUAUAUUGGAGGAGAUCCAACAGUCCCUGAGAUCAGGAAGUCUCGCUGCUGAUAAACUGUCUCCUGCUCAGUGGUCAGCUCUGGUCUUUAUCUUAUUAUCAUCAGAAAAAGAUCUGUUUGUGUUUGACCUGAAGAAAUACUCUGCUUCAGAGAAGGCUUUCCUAAGGCUCCUGCCAGUGAUUAAAUGCUCCAGCAUAGCGCUACUUGGUGGAUGUAACCUCUCAGACAGAAUCUGUGAAACUCUAUCCUCACUACUCAGCUCCCGUUCCUCUUGUCUGAGAGAGCUGGACCUGAGUAACAACAACCUGAAAGACUCCGGAGUGAAAGUAUUGUCUGGGGGACUUGAGGGUCCACACUCUAAACUGGAAAAACUUAGAUUGUCAAGUUGCUCAGUCACAGAAGAAGGUUGUAAUGCUCUGACAUCAGCACUGAACUCCAACCAUUACCACCUGAGAGAGCUCGACCUGAGCUACAAUAAUCCAGGAGAGGCAGGGGUGAAGAUGCUGAAGCAGCUCCGACUGGACACACUCAGACUAAGUGGUUGUAACCUCUCGGACAGAAUCUGUGACACUCUAUCCUCAGUUCUCAGCUCCCACUCCUCUAGUCUGAGAGAGCUGGACCUGAAUAAUAAUGACCUGAAGGACUCGGGAGUGAAAACACUGUGUGGUGGACUAGAGAGUCCAUACUGUAAACUGGAAAUAUUCAGAUUGUCAGGCUGCUUGAUCACAGAAGAAGGUUGUACUGUUCUUAUCUCAGUGCUGAACUCCAACCAUUCCACCCUGAGAGAGCUCGACCUGAGCUACAAUGAUCCAGGAGAGGCAGGGGUGAAGCUGCUGAAGCAGCUCCAACUGGACAUACUCAGGGUGGAGCCUGCUGGAGUCCGAUGGUUGAGACCAGGUCUGAGGAAGUCCUCCUCUCAGUUGGAAAUGCCGAAAAUACCUCACCUCGGAGGCAUCUUGGUCAGGAGACGAGGCUUUACUGUCGUCUCCCUGUCUGAGAAGAACGCUCAUUUCUGUUUUCAGGAUUAUCGUGACUAA
Messenger RNA from Pundamilia nyererei, 3228 nucleotides. RefSeq names its product protein NLRC3-like. Gene Ontology annotation, molecular function: protein binding. The record is from RefSeq and is a predicted model, not a curated record. The transcript is spliced from 12 exons. Bases 1 to 3228 code for a protein of 1075 amino acids. Lineage: Eukaryota; Metazoa; Chordata; Actinopteri; Cichliformes; Cichlidae.